CUAGACAGAACCUGGUAGCUUACCGGGGUUACCAUUAUUUGGUAACAGCCAGUCCUGACUGAGUCCCUGCAUUUCUUUUUCCACACACGAGAGUUGGAGUAUUACCUCAUUACAUAACACGCCUGUCAACUUGUCCUUCUUCACCGUGCCCCUCUCUCUCUCUCUCCCUCCCCCCUCUUUCUUUUUGAAUCCCAAACAAUACCUCUUGCCUCUUGCGAUGACUGUCAACUCUCUCCUCCGCGUAUCCCAGUACGACUUCGUUUACCUCUAAGACCACCUCGAACAACAACCUGGAAUCCUCGUUCUUCCGCCUAUCGCCUAUAGCCUCUCCUCCCCGCCCCACGCAAAGAAGCCGAUGCCCCGAUAAUUCUCUCUCGCCCCUGCCUUAACGGAGCCUGGUUACAUCCGCUACUUGACAACGCUGCUGGGGGUUUGGGAUGACUUCAAACCCCGACGAGGCCUCCUCGAGGCCAAGUAUAGAGGAGGAGGCCGGAGAAGUGCUGCAGCAGUCAUCCUACCCCGACACCGCAGCCUCCCGCACACCGACUACAUCCCCCGGCUCGCCGUUAGAAUCCGGCGGCGGCGCCGCCGAGAGAGUUUAUCCAAUCCGGUCGAUCAUUUCCGUCGACACGUCCAACAGCCAACAUCCGCGAGACGUCACAUCGCCGACGAGGGGACCUUCGACCGGAGCCAGAUCGCUGUCCAUCAUUGAUGCCCAGACCUGGGACGAGUUGCGAGCGCAGCAGAAUCGGACAACCGAGGUUCCUCUCCCCGACAAUAACACCCCAGUGUCCUCCGGCGAGGUCCCGGAAAUCCCUGCCUCGUCCUUGGGAAAUGAGCAACAGCCGCUGGCAAGCCACAAUGACGAUGUUGCGAGCAGGAGGGAAUCUGGGAGCCUGAUCACCCAACGUUUCAAACAUAUCUUUACCGAACAAGGCCAUGCGAUCAUCACGGGGAGAUCUGCCGAUGGAUUUACGGCCUGCGAAGAUGAGCCCAUCCAUACGCCCGGUGCGAUUCAGAGCUUCGGUGCCAUGGUCGCCCUGCGUGAGGAAUCCGACGGCAUCCUGGCAGUUCGCAUAGCCAGUGAAAACACCAAGAAUAUACUCGGCUAUUCGCCCAGGAGACUCUUCGCCCUCGAGAGUUUCACCGAUAUCAUGCUUGAAGACCAGGCCGAUAUUCUGCUGGACCACAUUGAUUUUGUUAGGGAGGACAACUAUGACCCUUGCGCCGACGGUCCAGAAGUGUUUAUCCUGUCUCUUUUUGGAUCUGCAGGCCGACCGAUUCGGCUUUGGUGCGCCAUUCAUGUUAACCCCGCCAACGAGGAUCUAGUUAUCUGCGAGUUCGAGCUGGAGGACGACAGACUCAACCCCCCGAACCCUUCAGAUCAAUCGAUCACCCCGUCGCCAACGGAUACUCUUCGUGUUGACUUCACGCCCGAGCAGUUGGCUUCCAGCACAAUGAACAUUAGCCAGCCUCUGCGGGUACUCCGGAAAGCGCGCGGCCGACGCGGCGAGGCAGCUGCCAUGGAAGUUUUCGGCAUUAUAAGCCAGAUUCAGGAUCAGCUCGGUCGUACCGAGACUUUGGAUGCGCUACUCAACACGACCAUCGGCAUUGUCAAAGAAUUGACCGGGUUUCAUCGUGUCAUGAUUUAUCAGUUCGACAUCGACUGGAAUGGCAUAGUGGUGGCCGAAUUGGUCGACCCUAGUACCAGCAAGGAUCUGUACAAAGGGCUUCACUUUCCGGCUACGGACAUCCCUAAACAAGCUCGCGAUCUCUAUCGGAUCAACAAAGUGCGCAUACUUUAUGACCGCGAACAGGUCACCGCUCGUCUGGUCUGUCGGGCAAAGAAAGAUCUGGAGCGUCCGCUGGACAUGACACACUCGUACCUGCGUGCCAUGUCGCCCAUUCAUGUCAAAUACUUGGCAAAUAUGGGGGUCCGCGCAUCCAUGUCAAUUAGUAUUGACGGGCCGCACGCACUCUGGGGCUUGAUUUCGUUACAUACGCACGGUGAUCAUGGCAUGCGGGUCUCCUUCCCGCUCCGAAAAAUGUGCCGCUUGAUUGGCGACACUCUGUCACGAAACAUUGAGCGUCUGUCCUAUGCCUCUCGUUUGCAGGCCCGCAAACUCAUCAACACCGUUCCCGCGGACGCAAACCCUUCGGGAUAUAUAAUUGCGUCGUCGGAUGAUUUGCUGAAGCUAUUCAAUGCAGACUAUGCCGCUCUGUCCAUCCGAGAAGAAAUCAAAACACUGGGUGGAUCAACGCGUUCACAGGAAGUUUUAGCCCUGCUGGAAUAUCUCAAAGUCCGCAAGUUCAAUUCCGUCCUCGCUUCCCAUAAUGUGAAGAGGGACUUCCCCGACCUGCAUUUCCAACCCGGAUUCAAGACCAUUUCCGGAAUGCUGUAUGUGCCAUUAUCAACGGACGGUAUGGACUUUAUUGUCUUCUUUCGUCGAGGGCAGCUAACCGAAAUCAAAUGGGGCGGCAAUCCCUACGAGAAGAAGUUCGCCGAGGGCCAUUUGGAGCCACGCGGCAGUUUCCAGACAUGGAAAGAAACGGUUUUGGAUCAGUCUCGGGAAUGGACGGAGUCAGAGGUGGAGACUGCAGCAAUCAUGUGUCUGGUGUACGGCAAGUUCAUCAAAGUGUGGCGACAGAACGAGGCCGCUCUGCAAGACUCGCAAUUGACGAAGCUUCUAUUGGCCAAUUCUGCUCACGAAGUCCGCACCCCAUUGAAUGCUGUGAUCAAUUAUCUGGAAAUCGCUUUGGAGGGUACCCUUGACAACGAGACACGCGAGAACCUCACCAAAUCUCAUUCGGCCUCCAAGUCACUCAUCUAUGUUAUCAACGAUCUCCUUGACCUAACCAAUGCCGAAAAGGGACAAAAUUUGAUCAAGGAUGAAUCGUUCGACCUGCCAUUGACUUUCAGAGAGGCAACUGACAUGUUCCAGUCGGAAACUCGCCGAAAGGAUAUUAACUACACCGUUCUGCAACACCCAGGGCUUCCCAAGGUUGUAAUGGGAGAUCAGAGGCGUGUCAGACAGUCCAUUACGAAUUUGAUCUCUAAUGCAGUUCAGCAUACAUCUGCAGGGGGUGUCACCGUGGAAAUAUCUCGUGCGCCUGGACAAUCCGAUCCAGGCACUGCUGUGGUACAGAUAGUGGUCCACGACACAGGCUCUGGGAUGUCCCAUGACACCCUCGAGACGCUUUUCCAAGAACUGGAGCAAAUAUCUGAAGUGAACGAUCUUGACAUGUUCGAUCGAGAAGAAGAAAAGUCUCUGGAUGCGCUCAUGGAGGAGCAGGAAAAGCGGGUUUUGGGCCUGGGGCUCGCGUUGGUGUCUCGGAUUGUUCGUAACAUGCAUGGCCAACUUAGUGUUCGAUCAGAAGAGGGCAAAGGCAGCCGUUUCCAGAUUUCGCUUCAGUUCACAAUCCCAGAAGGUGCGCCCCCGUCCAGUCGCCGGGAAUCUCACAUACCGAUUUGCACGAUCGAGCCAAAGACUCCGCUGCAGUCGAAAGAGGAGUUUAUUCUCGUGGACGGACGGUCUCCCCCCAGCGAGAAAAGGCACAGUGGCGCUAGUCAGUACAGCGGGAGAAGUCUGAAGAGCUCGAAAAGCGAAUCCGGCUCGGUUACCAAGUUGCCAGAAGACUCAGCAACAACCGAGGCGACGCCAAGCAAAGAUGAGGCGCAGGGUGAGCCCGAAAAUGCGCCGCAAGAACAAGAUAAUGAUGUUCCGCCCACCGACGAAGCGCCAAUCCCCCAAGAGCCUGCUACUCAGGAUCCACAGCCCGCUACCGAAGAGCCUGGCGUGCCUCCGGUCACCUCUCAGAUUGCGCUUCACGAACAAGAUGAACCACCAACGGUCGAGCAAACCCCAGAAACUCAGCGGAACGAAAAGCCCGUCGAGUCCCCCGCGCCCGCGUCAGAUCCGUCGUCCCUCACCCGAACUCUCCGCGUACUUGUCGCAGAGGAUGAUCCGAUCAAUGGCAAGAUCCUGCAGAAGCGACUGAAUAAGAUGGGUCAUACCAUGCAAUUGACUCUGAACGGCGAAGAUUGUGCCGCUGCGUAUCGUGCCGAUCCUGCAGCAUAUGACGUCAUCUUAAUGGACAUCCAGGUAUGUUGAGUUCAUCUACACUUUGAGACCCGUUACUAAUGUUGACUUCUGAUAGAUGCCCAUUGUGGACGGCAUGAAAUCGACUCAAAUGAUCCGCGAGUUUGAGAAAGAGUCUUCGGCAGAUGACCUAUCUAAUCUCUCCUAUAUCUCGAAACGGAACGGUCGAGUCCCGAUCUUCGCUGUCUCCGCCUCUCUUCUAGAGAAAGAUUCACAAUCAUAUAUCGACACUGGCUUUGACGGCUGGAUCAUGAAACCCAUCAAUUUCACUCGACUGAACUUCCUGUUUGACGGUCUUCAACUUGACGACGCUCGAAACAGUGCAACCUACCAGCCCGGCUACUGGGAAAACGGUGGCUGGUUUACCGAACGAGAAACGAAAUAAAGUCCUGUCACGCUCUGAUGCCGUGAUAAAAGUAUCUCACACAUCACAUAUUUUUUUUAUCUGUUGAAUUUUGGUCUUCUUCAUGGCGUCAAAGAUUAACGAGCCCUUGUAUACGGUAUGGGAAUUGGCUUUUCAUGGUGGCAUAUUCUGAUGAUAUUUUUUCCAUUCCAUCUCUAGCAUGAGUGAGAUAUGCGUUUUUUCUUUCUUAUUCAUUUUCAAAAUAUACCCCACUAGUUAUAUUUGUUUAUUUGACGUCCGAAGAGAGACUCUUUUCUGUUUUGUUGUUCCAUAGCUACUAUAGACGAACGAGGUUUUCUACGGGAGUCGAAAGCCUAGCAUGAUGUGAUAUCAUAUUUAGGGGUACUUGUGUAUAUUCAAUUCAUUCUUGAUU
Aspergillus melleus is the source of this 4876-nucleotide messenger RNA. RefSeq names its product putative sensor histidine kinase/response regulator (gene fphA). Lineage: Eukaryota; Fungi; Ascomycota; Eurotiomycetes; Eurotiales; Aspergillaceae. Gene Ontology annotation, biological process: phosphorelay signal transduction system; detection of visible light; regulation of DNA-templated transcription. Gene Ontology annotation, molecular function: phosphorelay sensor kinase activity; protein binding. The transcript has a single exon. The record is from RefSeq and is a predicted model, not a curated record. Bases 438 to 4112 code for a protein of 1224 amino acids.